CAUCCUGAUAAUCCAGACGUCGACGAAACAACGUCCAUUGCUGUUAUUGAUAACAAGUCACAUCCCAUCGAGUUAACCAACAGUAUGGCUGCUCAGAAGAUAAACGAAGCUCACGAGCACAUAGCCAAGGCUGAAAAAUGCUUAAAAACAGGUCUGACGAAGUGGAAGCCGGACUUUGACAGCGCUGCGUCAGAAUACGCCAAAGCAGCCGUGUGCUUCAAGAACGCGAAGCAGUACGACCAAGCAAAGGACGCCUACCUGAAGGAGGCUGAAUAUCAGACGGAAAACAAGACGCUUUUCCAUGCUGCAAAGGCUAUCGAACAGGCCGGUAUGAUGAUGAAGGAGCAAAAGAAGAUGCCGGAGGCGAUCCAGUACAUAGAGAAAGCCUGUAUGAUGUACAUGGAGAACGGGACUCCGGACACUGCUGCCAUGGCUCUGGACCGGGCUGGAAAACUGAUAGAGCCUAUAAACCUAGAGAAAGCUGUGGACCUGUAUCAGAAGGCGGCUGGCGUUUUUGAGAAUGAGGACCGCCUGCGUCAGGCAGUUGAACUGCUUGGAAAAGCCUCCAGACUUCUGGUCAGGCUAAGAAGGUUGGAUGAAGCAUCAGUUGCCCUGCAGAAAGAGAAGAACAUGUACAAAGAAAUUGAGAACUUCCCCAUGUGCUUCAAGAAAACAACAGCUCAAGUACUAAUUCAUCUUCAUAGAGGGGACUACGUAGCAGCUGAUAAAUGUGUCAGAGAAAGUUACAGCCUGCCCGGGUACAGUGGAAGCGAAGAUUGCAUUGCCAUGGAGACACUUCUGCAGGGCUACGACGAGCAGGACGAGGACCAGGUCCACCGCGUGUGCAGCUCGCCUUUACUGAAGUACAUGGACAAUGACUAUGCCAAGCUGGCCAUUUCCUUGAGAGUACCUGGAGGAGGAGGAAAGAAGAAGAAGGCAGCUGCUGCUCCACAAGGCGGCGCUGAUGGUGCACCAGCUGACGAAGAGGACGAUUAUGAGGGAGGCCUGUGUUAGCCGUCAGCCUCCGAAGGGCCGACUCUACCCAUCUGCUGCUCCUCCACCGCACCCUCUGUGUACGAGUUAGAAACCUUGACAAAUCCUUUCUGCCCUGAAGCCCAGAUGUUUGGCUGUUUAAUAGUUAUUGUGCAAGGAAAAAAGUUGAUUUAACAAAAAAAAAACGACGUUACAGUCUGCAGAGUCGACGACCCUAAUUCAAGCAGCUGUUUUAAUUUGAGGUGGAUAAUCUUUGGUGUAAUGAAAAAUCUUCAACGUUCUAUUAUGUGUGAAAGCCUGUUGUAUGUAAAUGUUCAAUUAUUUCUUGUCUCCGCAAAGCUGUACAUUUUGCUCUCAUAGUUUGUGAGUCUUCAGAUUACUAUAUUAAAAUCAUAAAUUCAGAAAAGUGUAUCUUAUGAGUUGAUCAGUGUAUAGGUGUUUAUUUGUACAGUUAAAUUAUUCAGUAUUCCUGGCUGCAACCCGUUGGAAAUGUUACUGUAACAAUAUGCCCACCAGUUUGUCAAUGCAUGUAUGCAAUAAUGUACGAUUUGUGAAUAUUAAGGCUUAAAAAUGAUUGAUACUUCAGCAUUAGGGCUUAUUGAAAAAAAUAUCAAUAACAGUACUCUUCCCGAUGGCGCAGCUUGUAGCCAAUUUGACUGUUUUUGAGGUGUGUGUGCUUCUUACCCUUAAACAAAGAUAGUCCAUAGCUGUGUGUUUAUUUCCUGUUUCCGCCGUACAAUCCUCAACUUAAAUUGACUUAGACAUGAAAAUGGAACCAUACAGUUAAUAUAAGAAGCUUGCUAUUAAGGACAAAAACAGUUUACAUGCCAAUUAAAAUCAUUCAUACAAUAUCACUAAAGUUAAUAAAGGGACUGUUUACAUUUUUUAUUUGUGCCGUUGCCCACUUGUAUAUUCUUCAAAAGCAUAUCUCCAAACUUCACAUGCAUCAAUAAACAUUUCCAUAGUGUGGCA
Molecule: messenger RNA, 1965 nt
Organism: Gasterosteus aculeatus aculeatus (three-spined stickleback)
Lineage: Eukaryota; Metazoa; Chordata; Actinopteri; Perciformes; Gasterosteidae
Gene: napgb
Product: N-ethylmaleimide-sensitive factor attachment protein, gamma b
Biological process (GO): intracellular protein transport
Cellular component (GO): vacuolar membrane; SNARE complex
Molecular function (GO): soluble NSF attachment protein activity; syntaxin binding
Source: RefSeq, a predicted model, not a curated record